Molecule: messenger RNA, 4251 nt
Organism: Anolis carolinensis (green anole)
Lineage: Eukaryota; Metazoa; Chordata; Lepidosauria; Squamata; Anolidae
Gene: st3gal4
Product: ST3 beta-galactoside alpha-2,3-sialyltransferase 4
Exons: 11
Coding region: 759-1946 (395 amino acids)
Biological process (GO): glycolipid biosynthetic process
Molecular function (GO): beta-galactoside (CMP) alpha-2,3-sialyltransferase activity; beta-D-galactosyl-(1->3)-N-acetyl-beta-D-galactosaminide alpha-2,3- sialyltransferase activity
Source: RefSeq, a predicted model, not a curated record
AAAUUUGUUGUAUAACAUGAUGUUUGGAUGCUUAAUGUGCAAAAUCAUAACCUAAUUUAGUGUUUAAUAGGUUUUUCCUUAAUCCCUCCUUAUUAUCUAAGAUAUUCGCUUAUCCAAGCUUCUGCCGGCCCGUUUAGCUUGGAUAAGUGAGACUCUACUGUAGUUCCAGAGCAGAAUAACCGGAAUAACAGAUGGGUUAUUUCUAUGGUAUAGUCAAGGUAAAGGUUUUACCGACAUUAAGUCCAGUUGUGUCUGACUCCGAGAGUUGGUGCUCAUCUCUAUUUCUAAACUGAAGAGCCGGCAUUGUCCGUAGACGCCUCCAAGGUCAUGUGGCUGGCAUCACUGCAUGGAGUGCUGUUACCUUCCCACCGGUGUAGUAUCUAUUGAUCUACUCACAUUUGUAUGUUUUCGAACUGCUGGGUUGGAAGAUGUUGGGACUAACAGUGGGAGCUAACCCUCAAACCACCGACCUCCAGAGUUGGACAUUACUAUACUUAACGUCAGAGGAAAAACCUUUACCUUUAUCAUUUAUCACUUGAACUUUGCAGAGUAAACACAGAGUGCGCAGGGUAACGUCUGUUUACUCCCCCUGCUACUUCCUCCCAUGUAUGGCACAUUUAAACUUUCCCUGAGAAGUGAAAGGAGCAAAUUUUUAUUUUGCUCAGAUGUAUUGGAUUGGGGAAAUUGAGAUGACCCGUUGAAAGAAGGGAAGUGGAAAAACCCGUGAAAAUCUCGGAGAGUUCCUUCUUUUGAGCACCAUGACUGAGCUGGAGCAAUUAGAUGUCUUUCACGACAACAGUCGCCAUGACAGCAAAAGCCACUGGACGUUGUUUACUCUGCUGAUAACAAUGAUCCACAAGUCCCGUAAGUUCCAAGUAAUGUGCCACCUUCCCCUGCCACAUAGCAUACAUGUUAAUUGUCUGAAAAAUAGUAGAUAUGGAAGAAGAACCAAGAGGAAUGGAUGGAAGAUACUUGGAGUACUAACUGUAUUUGGAGUGAUGGUGUGGUAUACGAUAUCCCGGGAAGAAAGGUACAUGCAGCUUUUUGAUUUUCAUAUUAUGCAAGAUGAAAGAAUGACUUGUCCUCUGGGAGAAGUGGAAAAGAAAGCUGCUCAGCUCAUAGCAAAUUAUACACGGGACCAUCCACUGUUUUUACAGCUAAAGGACUACUUCUGGGUAAGGACGCCUUCACCCUACGAAUUGCCAUAUGGGACCAAGGGAGCUGAGGAAAUACUUCUGCGGCUUUUGGCUGUCACAAGUUACUCUCUUCCAGAAAGUGUACAAAGUUUGAAGUGCCGGAAAUGUGCAGUUGUAGGGAAUGGACACCGGCUCCGAAACAGCUCUAUGGGAGACGUAAUUAACAAAUACGAUGUUGUGAUCAGGCUGAACAAUGCUCCUGUCCAUGGUUAUGAACAUGAUGUGGGCUCCAAGACCACUAUGCGGCUCUUCUACCCAGAGUCGGCGCACUUUAACCCCAAAACUGAAAAUAACCCAAACACGUUGCUGGUGCUGGUGGCAUUCAAACCCAUGGAUUUCCUGUGGAUGGAGACAAUUCUCCAUGAUAAAAAGAGAAUUCGGAAGGGCUUCUGGAAACAGCCUCCCUUAAUCUGGGAUGCAAAUCCGGAGCAAGUGAGAAUCCUGAAUCCAUAUUUUAUGGAAGUUACGGCUGCUAAAUUACUUAAUAUACCUAUGAAGCAGCUGAGAAAGUUUAAACAGAAACCAACUACGGGCUUGGUGGCUAUCACGUUAGCCUUGCACUUCUGUGAUAUGGUCGACAUUGCAGGCUUUGGAUACCCAGACUCUGCCAACAAGAAGCAAUCUAUUCACUACUAUGAGCAAAUCACCGUAAAGUCUAUGGCUACGUCAGGGCACAAUGUUUCGCAUGAAGCAUCAGCAAUAAAAAAGAUGCUUGUAAUGGGACUCAUCAAGAACCUCACUUACUUCUGAUGGAACAUGGAGAUCCACUUUCCCUCCCUGAGCUGGCUGAUACACCAACGGGAGCCUCUUGUUGCUGUCUCUUCUCACUCAUAUUGACUGAGACCAGCAGUGUUGCUCAAAGGACAUGCAGGCUGGAGUAGAAGCUUGUAUUAGGUGCAUCAGCCACAAGGGAAAUACGUAGAUGGUCCUGGAAAGAGGAGGACAUGGGUGACAAAGGGAGGCAGGAGCCCUGAGCUGUUGGUGUCCUUCAUCUGACCCAUUGCAAGAUUCUCUUGCCUUCACAUAAAGGCUUUUAGGAAAUAACGCCUUGUCAUCUUCACUAGUGGCAAAGUUGUACUUUUACGGUGACCAAAGCCAGUUCUCAAGAAUGAUACACCACAGACUUUCCUACAGAAGUCACAUCAUCUCUGCUAUCACUGUUGCCUUUCCACUCUGAGAGAUGGCUGUUUACCAUUCUUUAUAACUGGGUCUGAGUUGCCUGAUGAAGUGAUUGGCAACUGCAUUGAGAAUCAUGAGGUGGUGUCAAUCUUUGCUUUCCUGCUGUCAUGAAGAUGAUGUAAAGUGUUUUGGUUCGAAUCCCCUAUGCAGUAAAAGAAUCUAGGAUGGCCAAGAGAGAAAGAUGUGAAGGAUGACCGGAGUUGGUGAGACUGAUCAUAUUUAUCUCCAGUCCAUUUGUUACGUUUCUGCAGACUGCAGCAGAAGAGGACAAUGCCCUUCAGUAUUUCUUAAGAUUUUUAAUUUUUUUUAACUGAAAACAUUUGAGGUGAACUGAAUGUUUGUUUGUUUUCCAGUAAUGAAAGUAAUUCUCCUUCUGUGAAGGAUGUAUCUGUAUGUAUUUAAUGACUCUCUUUCUCUGUCCGUUAUUCCAAAUCUGUUUUUCAAUAUAAACUUCAGGCUUCUUUCCUCCAACAUAUGAGCAUUACUUCCCUGCAGGAACAGGAUUACAAUACAAAGGGAGGAAGAGCACAGACACUUGCCUUCUCCUUAGUCGGUCCAUUGAUCUGACUAACCCAGAAGUGCUGAUGCUGACCGGAAGGAGCUUUCCAGGGUUUGGGGAAGUAAGCUCUCCUUAGCGUAUCUGUAGUUGGUAGAGAAUGGACCUGGGUUUUCCUACAGGUAAAAGAAAUGCUGGACCAUCAAGUGGAGAAGUGUCCAUUGUAGAGCAAGAUAAUUGAAAUAAUGUUUCUCACUAAUCAGACCCGAGAUGGCACAGCCCUUUUGCCUGCCUCUCCCAGUAUAUAUCAAAGAAGUAUUUUUGCCAUUAUCACUCACAGCUGUUUUUAGGGCUUUAAAGUGGGAUGAAUAUGAAGUACGUUGCUUCUAUAUAAUAGGCAGGGUAAGGGGGAGUUGGUCCAGAUAUUUCAGAAAUGUGUUCCAGGUUGGAUGUAUCUGCCCGGCCUGGGCAUAAGGUCAAUGAUCGCGUGAAGUUGUUUGGAAUAUAUCUUGUUUUGGGUAGGAUGCAAUGACGACGUUCCUACAUUGCUUCAGUGUAGCGUAAAUAUCUGCUGGCAGAGAUACGUUACACAGUUGUGAUACUGAAUAGCAACAUGACACAAUGUAUGUGGUUCAGUGGUUAAAUCUCAUGGCUGACAGCCUAUGGCAUAAUUGCAAAGUAUAGAGAAAUAACAUUUGCCCCAUUCUGGCUCCACAGUGGUCUCAUGUGUACAACCUGGCUUACAUUGACUGUUGUCUAAAAGAGUCUGUCUACAUUCAUAGUGCAACUUACGUUUACAUAUGCCACUAACAAGAUGCCAAACAAUAUGUUAAUUUGCCCCUUAUUAUUUCGGUUUUGGGAUCAAGGUGUAUUGAUGUUCCUUAAAUUAUGUCCCCCUGUUCCUCGUUUAAGGUCUGAAUUGACUACUGGAGAAUCUGGAACCUUCUUCUCAAGGGAAAGAAAACAGAGUGAUGAAAUAACUUGCAUGUACACCAUCACUGUACCUUUCAUGAGCAGCCAACGUGCCUUAGCCAGGAUUGCAAAUGCCCAACUUUCUGGGCCUUGCCAGGAAACACUACCUCCAAUGGCUUAGGCCAUCGCCUCUGUUGUCCGGAAGGUGGUUGAUUGAAGAGGGUUGCCCAUAGUUUGAUCUGUGAGAAUAUCAUGAAAAUCCAGCCUGUUCUGUGUAGGUAACGAGAAAAAGAGCUUGACAUUUGAUUCCCAAAGGAUUUUUACUUCCACAAGGAAUAUUGAAAGUGUUUUUCCUGGUUAAAUGAUACUGCGGUUCAGUGUUAAGUAAUUUAAUAAAUUUAAUUUAAAGCUAUCCUUAUGAAUCAUAAAUAUAUGUUUUGGAAAAUAAAGUUGUUCAUUUCAGAUGGA